This is a messenger RNA of Gigantopelta aegis, 1702 nucleotides long. Its product is annotated as unsaturated rhamnogalacturonyl hydrolase YesR-like. NCBI's taxonomy places the organism in Eukaryota, Metazoa, Mollusca, Gastropoda, Neomphalida, Peltospiridae. The transcript is spliced from 3 exons. The coding region runs from base 188 to 1438 and encodes 416 amino acids. Gene Ontology annotation, biological process: carbohydrate metabolic process. The record is from RefSeq and is a predicted model, not a curated record.
CGUAACCGACACUAACAUGUUGAUCGCGCAUCCUUCUAGUGGAGCGAUGCUAACGUGUUUACAACAGUUCAAGGACUCUUAUCGUGCGGGUAGUACAUUAGAAACUGUUUGAGUCCAGCAUUUGAAGCAGUGUGUUUCACAGAUCAGUACAUACUCGUUUUAUUCAGUUUAUACCAAAUAUUUUAAAAUGCUGAUGUUGCUUUCGUGGAGUAUAACAUUUGCAUUACUUGUUUGCGCUGAAGGAUACACUCCCAAGGAAUAUGUCAUCAAAGUUGCUGAUAAGAUGACCACACUAAUUGACACGUUUUUCGCAUGGGACUAUGGCGGAGCAGUAAUAUUUGACGGUCUUUACAGAUGUGACAAGACAUUUGGGACCAACUACCAACCGCUUCUAAAUACAUUUCUAAACAAAUCUAUAACAGACCCAGAUUCAUUUGGCUACAAGGUGCAACACAAUAUAUCUGUACCAUUCCACCAUGCUGUAGGAGACAAAAUUGGCAUGUUUCCUAUUGCUUACCUGAACAGAGCGUCUGAACAGUCUGUUACAACAGGCCCUGACGUAGAUCUGGCCAAAGCAGUUGCAGAACUGUACGUCCUUAAGUUUCCACAUAAACUUCCGGAUGGAACAUUUGCCCGAACAAGGGGAUGGAAAGGGAAUAACCAUACCACUCCAACUUAUGUUUGGAUACCUGAUGCCUAUAUAGGCGUCACGCUUCUAGCUCGCUUGUCCCGGAUGCUCAGAAAUGAAGAAUAUGCCAAAUUCAUCGCCAAACAACGCAUCUCUUUUAACAACCAUCUCCAGGACCAAACGGAUGGUUUGUUUUUUCACGGAAUGAACACGUCACCCAUGAACAUGUCUUGCUGCAAAUGGGGUCGUGCCAAUGGGUAUGGUAUGACGGCUUCUGUAGAGGUCUUGCUGGCGUUAACGCCCUUCAAGGAGAGCCUGAAGAGCGAAUGGGACGCCAUAAUGGACAGCUUCAGAAAACACGCCAGAGGGAUGGUCAAACAUCAGUCUUCAGACGGAAGAUGGCACCAGCUCGUGGAUGAUGACACAUCGUAUCUGGAGACGUCCUGUACAGCGAUGACUAUCAGCUCUAUAGCAAGGGCGGUUAACGAAGGGUGGUUAGAGAGAAACGAAUUCGAAGAAAGCUUACAUCGAGGAUGGAAAGGUCUGGAAACAGUCUUGAAAGCUGAUGGUACUGUUAAUGGCGUGUGUCGUGGAACAGGAAUACAGGCAGCUCCCAUUGAUUACAAAAACCGAGAAACAACCUACCUAAAAACCAGGAAUGGCGGGAUAGGUUUCGUGUACCAUGCAGCUGUAGACUAUCAGAACUUCCUGGCAUCAUCUACCGUCAGCAUCGUCAACGGACAAAAUCUACUUUCUGUGCUUGUUGCGAUGACACAAGCAGUCUCUCUAUAUAUUAAUUAUCUUCUGUAACAGUCUACAUACAUAUUAAUUAUCUUCUGUAGCAGUCUACGUAUGCAUUAAUUAUCUUCUGUAACAGUCUACAUACAUAUUAGUUAUCUUCUGUAACAUUAUACACAUGUUAAUUAUCAUCUGUAGCCGUCUACAGUCUACAUAUAUAAAAAUGAUCUUCUUUAACAAUCUACAUAUAUAUAUUAAUUAUCUUUUGUAGCACUCAGUGUUUCUGUCAGCAAGAAAUGUUUGGGGAUGGCGCUAUGGAAUUGAAUGCAACCACAG